Messenger RNA from Ictalurus furcatus (blue catfish), 1215 nucleotides. Its product is annotated as troponin I, slow skeletal muscle-like. Gene Ontology annotation, cellular component: troponin complex. Gene Ontology annotation, biological process: muscle contraction. Bases 265 to 741 code for a protein of 158 amino acids. Lineage: Eukaryota; Metazoa; Chordata; Actinopteri; Siluriformes; Ictaluridae. The transcript has 6 exons. The record is from RefSeq and is a predicted model, not a curated record.
AAUAAGAAAAAGAAGUUUCAGUGUUGUACUUUGACUACUUAAGCACUAGGGCACGACUCUUCACUAAAUCUUAAUCCUAUCACUAAUCACCUUUAAUGCAUGUGUACAAAACAGAAAUGGAUAAAUGAGGUUCGAAAUAAUUGUAUCCAUAUCAUGGAUACAAUUAUAUGUAUCCAAUCCAUAUCAUAUUGAAUAUGUGUCUUAUGAAUCCCUCAGAAAAAGUCCAAGAUUUCCUCAGGACGUCGGCUUGGGUUGAAGAUAAAGAUGCUAAACACAGCCCAGGAGAUGCUCAUAGUAGAGCAGGAAGAAAAGAGGAAAGAGAAAGAGGUCACAUUGAGCGAGAGGGUUCCACCUCUAAAGCUCUCGGGUCUGUCUGUCCAGGAACUGCAGGAUCUUUGCAGGGAUCUACAUCACAAGAUUGAUGUAAUUGAUGAGGAGCGCUACGAUACUGGAGUUAAGGUGUCCAAAAAUGAAAAAGAGAUACAGGAAAUGACCCAUAAGAUCAUCGAGCUGAAGGGCAAAAUGAAGAGGCCUACGCUGAAGAGAGUUAAGAUCUCGGCCGAGGCUAUGCUCAGUGUCCUCCUGGGGGCCAAACACAAAGAGUCCAUCGACUUCAAAGCCAAUCUGAAAACAGUGAAGAAGGAGGAGGAGAAGAAAGAGGAGGUGACUGACUGGCGUAAGAACGUGGAGGCCAUGUCUGGUAUGGAAGGCAGGAAGAAGCUGUUCGAUGCUGGUAAAUAAAAGGGCACUGAUGAACUCAAUAUUUGGUGUCUGAUACUUGGCUUCUGACUGAGAGCUACAUGAAGAUGAUGAUUGAAAAAAAAUUGCUGAAGGUUUUCAUCAAAAUUAGAGUAUGAAGAGCCUAAGUAUUGACUUCUGUUGUGAUGUGAAAUAACAUUAUGAAUUUUUUUUCUUACCUUAUUUUCUAAGGCAUGCUUUUAGAGAACAGUAAUACUUAUUUGUAUAAGCAUACUUUAUAAAUGUUGGAAUUGUAUAUGGAGAUGUAUUAAAAGUAAAAAUGCAUGUGUGUGACGCUAUCUGAUGUUCUUGUAAACUAGACACUGCAGUUCCUGUUUGAACCUAAUGGUGGUGGCCUAAUCCCACUGAGUAAAUCCAGCUGCGUGUUAGAGUCCGGUGCCUCUCAAUGUUCUGUUAAGAAACUAACACACAUGUACUUGAACUUGAAUAUUUAAUUUUGUUAGAAAUUAUGUUAGA